AUGUCACCAACAGCUGAAACUUACAACUACUCUUCAGUGAGUCGGACACAUUCGAGCAGUAGUCAGAGGUUUGCUCAGCAAGCUAGCUCAGGCAGCUUCCAGACUGCUCCAAACAAUGUACCUGUGAAGGAGGAUAAUAGAAUGAGGAGCAAAAUGUCUGUAGAUUCUGUCAGGAUUCCUGGUGGUAAAGAGGACGAGGAAAAUGGUGUGGAUGAUGAUCAUUUGGACCUUGAUCCAGAACUUCGAGCACGAUUUUUCAAGAAGGAACCUUGUCUGUAUAGUCACCAGUGCUAUUUGAAGGCUGCAAAAGUGUUUUCUGCUCUUAAACAUGACAGUAAGGAUGUGAGAGAAAAUCCUUAUCUUAAACGAAGGAAUCAUGAUGCACUAAAAAGUAAAGUGCAGGACAUACCAGAACUAAAUUUCCAGGAUGAUGGAGAAAAGAGACUGUCUUUUGAGCUAGCCUUCAAAGCUUUAAAAUUUCAGAUGCUGUAUGAAGAAAUCUUGGAUGAUUGUGCCUUUUUUACGUUAUACCCAGAGCAUGUGGAGGAUAUGGGCUUGGUCAUGGUGGUCUUGUGUGAUUACCAGGGACGUAAGUUCCAGCUAAGGAGCCCUUCCCUCGCGGAGGAGCUUAACCCAGUAGCCCAACAAGUUGAGGAUGCUAUCUGUGACUGCAAGACCAAGCUCAAUGCCUGCUUUGCCAGACACAGGAUCAAGGCAUCAGCACCUUCAGUGGAACAUUUACUACCAGACUUAGUCAGGUCCAAAGAGGAAAUCCGCUCACAGAUGCCGAUGUAUCUGUGGGUCAAUCAGACCAAACUCAGUGUAUCAGAAGCAAUGGAGCUGUUUAAGGAUGAGGGCUUCACAUUGGUGGGUUCUGAUGAUUGUGUGGAGGGGCAGAAAUUCAGUGUAGAUUCCAUGUGCACAGAUGUGUUCCAGUUCCCCCCAGACAAACGUGAAUACCUCUUACAACAUGACCUUGUCAUGGCUGGCAAGGUUGUUCUGCAGGAUAAGUCCAGUAGUAUAGCUCCCCACUCGGUGAAAUACUUGCUAGGGGAGGACAGUGAUGUCAUACACGUCAAUGUCGGGUCAGGGAUGACCACUGCCCAUCUGGCCAGUCUCAUGCAGGCAGGCUCUGGCCAUGUUUGGGCUUUUGGUAAUCGGACAUCAGCAUCACAGUUCCAGCAGAACAUGGAAAAACUUGGCAUCAAAGGUGUGAAAAUGUUGACAGAACCGUUCCUCAGUGUUGAACCUGAUGACACACGAUUUAAAAAUGUCAAGGUUAUUCUAAUAACAGCUGACUGUAGUAAAUCUGGCAUCACAAACCCAAUCGAUUUCAUCGUUAACGAAGGUGAAGACAUGAAAAUCCUGAAAGAUCUGUCAGUAGGAGAGACAGACGAAAGUAAACUUGGAGAACUGGCUGGCCAGCACAAUGAACUUCUCAAACAUGCCAUGAAAUUUAACAAGGCACAAGCUGUGGUGUAUAUGACACGGUCCAUACAUGAGCUGGAGAAUGAGAAUGUAGUGAGCAAAUCUACAGAGUAUAUCAAUAUGCUGCAGAAGAGAUCAUUCCCAUACAGAGUUGUCCCCCCUGUCCUUCCUUUCACUGGAGAGGCAAUUGAGAAUAAGAUGGGAAUACAUGGAAAGCAUAUAAAGUUCUUUCCCACUGAGAAGACGAGCGGAUGUUUUGUAACUGUGAUAACAAGAGAGCCUGAAGAUGCUAAGGAAGCUGCCAAGGAUGUCCUUGCCAGAGCACAAGCGAAGGGUCUUCUGUCAGGCAAGAAACAGAAGGAACCAAAUUCCUCUAGUGAGCACCUCAAUGGUGAGGUCACAGAGGGCUUGACCAAUGGUGAUAUAGACAGUAAACUGCUGCAUAAACGCUCAAGGAAAAUGCAACGCCGUGUUCAGGUUCGAGGCACUGUGUCUGCACCUCAGUACAACAAGCUAUCUUCGUACUCUAAACCUCACGCCACCAGCCCCAUACACAGCUACAUAACCUCUACUUCCUCUGCUAAGCAGCGGUCGACCAGCAUUCCACAUACCACCACCCGUUCUGCCAUUUCUAUAGGAUCCCGUCUCUACCAUGCUACCACCAAGAAUUCCGGUUCGGAAUCGGUGAAGCGCAAUAAACCUAUAGUGGCAGAGCAUGUCAAGGUGGUCAAACACCCGGCACCUUUCAGGUGA
Ylistrum balloti is the source of this 2181-nucleotide messenger RNA. Its product is annotated as putative methyltransferase NSUN7. The record is from RefSeq and is a predicted model, not a curated record. Gene Ontology annotation, molecular function: methyltransferase activity. The transcript is spliced from 9 exons. Bases 1 to 2181 code for a protein of 726 amino acids. NCBI's taxonomy places the organism in Eukaryota, Metazoa, Mollusca, Bivalvia, Pectinida, Pectinidae.